Molecule: messenger RNA, 2097 nt
Organism: Drosophila takahashii
Lineage: Eukaryota; Metazoa; Arthropoda; Insecta; Diptera; Drosophilidae
Source: RefSeq, a predicted model, not a curated record
UACUCAGCCGCCCUAAAAACAAAUUACCACAAUAGUAACGAAACAACAACAAUAAAGAAAAACCCUAUUAACAAAACAGGAAACACCAAUAAAUUCACGUUUGAAGACCUUAAUAAUGACUCAAUGAAACUAUUUGGGAAAAAUAUUGAGGACUGCAUAGAAAUAAUGCAAGAAACCAUACAGAAGUACCCAAGCAAUCACAGCCAAAACACUAAAAAACAAAUAUUACUUGAUUUUAUCGUAAAAAUAUCACAAUGAAGUUUAAAUGUAUAUUCCAAAAUGUAAACGGACUUAGACAGCUUUACAAACGAGCUGAGCUUGAGAAAUUUAUUCUAAAGCACAGGCCAAAUGCCAUGCUUAUAGCAGAACAUCGCCUAUCCGACACCCAUAACCCCAAUCUCUCACAAUACCAAUUUACCCGCCAAAGACCAAACAAUCAGCCAGAAACCAAAAAUCGAUACUCCAAAGCCUCAGUAGCCAUUGCAACAAAAAACGGAAUGAAAUAUCAACAGCUGAACCUACCAGCCACAAUCAACAUCGAAGCAGUUGCAAUCCAAAUCUGUUACCUAAAUCGACGACAAGAAAGGCACAGCAUUGUAUUAGUCACACUAUACAAAAGACCAGGGACUCUGCUUCACACAGGAGACCUAAACAAUAUAAUAAACCAUAUAAAUGAACAGACCAACAAUAGCCCAAUAAUAAUCGGAUGUGAUCUUAAUGCGAAACACCCUAGCUGGCAUAUACCAAACCAUAACCCCAGACACCUUAAUUCAAAUGGACAAUUACUUUACGAUUGGCUCACAAACCAACCCAAUCUUACAUUACUUUCAACAAUAGAACCCACCCGGCCCAACCAAAUAAUAGACUCAUCAAUAGACUUUUUUAUAUGUUCAAACGAAUUAUCAAUAGAAACUGGCAAUAUAUGCAAAAUAACCAAAGACUUCCCAUCAGACCAUUUUGGAGUAGAAAUUAAACUAAAUCUUGAACCGUUUGUACUAGAGGAAAUAGACCCGAAAAAAAUCUACAACUUUAAACAAAUGGACUCGUUAAUAUGGAACAGGACCAUCCUAACAAAUCUAUCACCAGUCCCAAAUUGCCUGAACCAAACCUCCAAACAGAUCGACAACCACAUAAUUAAACUUAAUCAAGCAAUAGAUAAAGCAUUAAACUCCACCGAAGCCAUACCAAUCAUUAAAAUAGAUCCAAAAAAGCCAAACAAAAUCGUACGUCCUAGUCCUACCUGCCUGCAACUUAUAAAACACUGCCGGUAUCUCAGACGGUACCUAUUUCGACACAUAUUUUCCCUUUCAUCACAUGAAAAACAGUACAUUAACAAUGAAAUAAAACUGUUAAAAGAGGAAAUAAACAACCUACUAAAAAUCAGCCACAUAAACUACAUACAACAUAAAAUACAACACCUAAAACCAAGGAACAUAAGCUUAAAAACUCUGAAACUCACACAACCUAACCAUAGAAAUCAAAACAUAAUACUCACACCAGUUGAAAUACAAACCAUUGAUAUAACUACUCCAGCCAUCUUAAAAACAGAAUUUGAUAAAAUAAAUGGACUUGCUUGGUCCUUUGAACGAAUUCACAAGCAAAAUGACAGCCUAUCGACAGCAAACCCACAGCACCAGCCUCAUGCUAACCUAAUCCAAAGCACACUGAUGGAAACUGGCAAAAUGCGGAAGAACACGGGUUCACGAACAGCAAUCAACUUUUUGAGCUUAUAAAGAGUGGAAACGCAAAGAAAACGCUCGGUCCAGAUGGAACGAGCAACUACCUUCUAAAAAGAAUGAAUAUACCUGUACUAAGCCACAUUGCACGGAUAUUUAAUCACUGCUUAAACAUAUCAUACUUUCCUAGCAGCUGGAAAUGCAGCAAAGUAAUUGCCAUUCCAAAACCAAAAGCUAAUCAUGAAUCCCUUUUGGGAUUCAGACCAAUCUCAAUACUAUCUGCAAUAAGCCAACUACUAGAAAAAAUACUUGCCUUGAAACUAACAGAACAUCUAGAAAAUAACACAAUCCUCCAACCAUUUCAAUUUGGAUUCCGGAAAAAUAUGUCAAUAUCCCAUUCACUAGCAGCCGCUAAUAACUU